Molecule: messenger RNA, 2334 nt
Organism: Tigriopus californicus
Lineage: Eukaryota; Metazoa; Arthropoda; Copepoda; Harpacticoida; Harpacticidae
Product: zinc finger protein 143-like
Exons: 1
Coding region: 981-2048 (355 amino acids)
Biological process (GO): regulation of transcription by RNA polymerase II
Molecular function (GO): RNA polymerase II cis-regulatory region sequence-specific DNA binding; DNA-binding transcription factor activity
Source: RefSeq, a predicted model, not a curated record
UUGUACAAUAUUCUCAAUCACCUUUAACAUAUUUAAAUCUAGCGACAUCGUUGUGAAAUUAUCCUUCACCUGAAACUAAUAUGGCACCCCAUUAGGGCCAUGACAACUUGAAGGCCUCAAGUUCUUGAUGAUCUCUGAAGAGUCUUCAUCUGGGAUUACUAGAUCGGCUAGCCGUCAUAAAAAUCAAUCACAGUUUUACCUUAACACAAAUGGAGUUGAGGGUAUAUGACUGAACUCGUAUGUCAAACAUGGUGCAAAAUUUAGGAUGACAUACUGGAGAUGAAUGUCUUUUUUGGAGCACAAUAUUAGCACGUACUGUUUAAGUUCAUGGUCACUUUUGUUCUCUGAGUAUAGAAAAGAUUUUUUUGUUUUUUUUUGGCGAUAAUUACAUACAGUUGACGAAAGUCAUUUGUUUCUUUUUUUAAUAUGUUUAGAGUUUGACAUAGGUUGUAUAUUGAAUUCAUUGAUCAAAGUGUUACUAAAAACUCCCGAGAGUAAAAAGUUCCAGGUUAUUCGGCAAACAUUUUAUGUAUGCGCGACAGCCAUCAUCAGCUGAACCGAUAUCAACUUUCAUUAUUUAUUUCUCAAAGAAGCAUUUUUAUGCCCAAUAAAAGGUGAAAGAGAAAAAUUUUUGACGAUCUCAAUUUUCAUAUCAUGGAAGAAUCUUUGAAGCGGGAUAUUUCGACACUUCAGUUGUCCCAACAUGUGUGCACAUUUGUUGGCUCAUUCGUUACAAAUCCCUCCUCUCCAAUGUAAUAUAGGGAUUGAUAAUGGUAUUUUUCGUUUGCGCACGUGUUCGCUCCGUGCAAGCCAAUUCGUUCCCAAAAGCUAAAACUGUUGCACCUCACAAGUGCUGCCGGGUCUUGCCGAUAUAGCUUAGUGAGGCCAGAAGUUGUUCAGAUGGUAAACCACUUGUGAGCGCCAUUUUGUCCGCUCUCAAAGAUCCAACUAUGAAAAAAAUCAACCAUUCUUCUUAAACCAUGGAACUUUGGAGUCUCCCAGAGGAUGAGAAAUUGAUCACCGGCAUAAGUCCCUUAAGUGAAAGCUUAUCGGAGUCACCGGAGGCUGAUUUCAUCACCGAGGUUUCUCUUCGAGACAUACCGGUGGUGAUUGAGUCAGAAGAGCCGUGGAACUUAUCCAAAGAGCGUGGCCCUCUAUUGAAUCUACCCGAGGUUGGUGCCACUCCUCCUGAGCCAAGAGACACGAAGCAAUACACUUGUAGUGUGGACGGGUGUCACAAGGUCUACACAACCCAGAAUCAUUUAAAAGUUCAUUUGCGUAGUCAUAGUGGAAUCAAACCCUUUCGAUGUCUGCACCAGAACUGCGGCAAGAGUUUCGCCACGAAUUACAGUUUGAAGGCUCAUACUCGCGUUCACACGGGAGACCGACCCUAUGGCUGUAAGACAUGCGGGAAGUCGUUUAAGACUUCGGGGGACAUGCAAAAACAUGUCCGGAUUCACACAGGCGUCCGACCGUUCGUAUGUCAGACCUGCCAAAAGGCCUUUACUACCUCAAACAUACUGAAGGUCCACAAGCGAACCCACACUGGAGAGCGACCAUAUGGUUGCGAAGUGUGCAAGAAAAACUUUGCUUCGCACACCAAUUUAAAAAAUCAUCGUCGGAUCCAUUCUGGCGAGAAGCCUUACGUGUGUGAGAACGAAGCCUGUGGUCGCCGCUUCACGGAGUAUUCAUCCCUGUUCAAGCAUCAACUGGUCCAUGUUCCAUUCAAACCAUUUCCAUGCAAGUUCUGCGACAAAGGCUAUCGCUUGGAGUCUACUUUGAUGCUUCACUUGCGCACAGCUCAUAAUUACGGACCCGAGGAAGAGAGCUACCAGCAACUCGGGGAUCAAGAGGGACAAGAUAUUGGCGGUAAUUCGAGUACGAUCGAACUCCAACCACCCAAGAUUAAUGAGCCUGAGCAAUCGCCCAGCAACGACACCGCAACCACUUUCGUGCUGCAAGGAUCUACCAGGCUCUUUCAUUUGCUGGAAAACCAUGAGAUGCUUAGAAAUGGGAUGGCUGAAGUCAUGAUUGUCUGCACCAAUUGAGAUUUGUCUCAAUGAAGUCGUUUGUCCUUUUGAUACAAUAAAAAUGGCGGCCAUAACAAAAGUUCGCUUCUGUUUCAAUUGAUUGUGGUUUGAGCUUUUUGUCUUUCAAUUUAGUUAUUUGAUGGCAGGUUAGACAUGUAUUGAAAUUCAUGGUCAGAACCAUCUUCAAGCAUGUGACUACAAUAUAAAACUGAAAUUGGCUAGCUUUGAGAUGCUAGUUCAUUGACAGGAAAUAUUCGAUCAAUCUUAACUCAUAUUGUCAUUGAAAAUUUCAAUGAAUAGCGAC